This is a messenger RNA of Phlebotomus argentipes, 2279 nucleotides long. RefSeq lists its product as uncharacterized. The record is from RefSeq and is a predicted model, not a curated record. Bases 189 to 2279 code for a protein of 696 amino acids. The transcript has 7 exons. NCBI's taxonomy places the organism in Eukaryota, Metazoa, Arthropoda, Insecta, Diptera, Psychodidae.
GCUUUCAGUCGCGCGAAAGCUCCGUCACAACGGUCGCUUUUACUGUCCGGUGAAGACGUUCUCGUGACUGUGUCUUGUUCUCCGGCUCUGAAACCCGUGGCAAACGCUGCUCAGCUCCUGUCAUUCGGUUGACAUUGGUUCUCCUGGCGGAAGUGAACACGUUCUGUCGACACUGUCGAUUGGCAACGAUGGAAAGCGUCAUUUGGUGGAUUUUACUGAUUUUUGGCUCCAACCUGAAUAGCGAGGCUCUCGUAGAAGGUCGCGCGGUAAAUAUUAGCAACACUUGGACAUUGCCUCAGGAGGGAUUCUCCGUGUUCUACCGCUUCUUCCGGGAUAAAAUCUCCUGGUUCGAGGCAGAUGCAGUUUGUCAAUUUCACCAUGCCAAUCUUGUCACAGUUGACAACGGGAUCCAGUUCGAUGCUGCGCGAGCCUUCCUCAAGGAGCUCGAUGUGACUGAACCGGUGUGGAUUGGACUGAUGCGCCCGCAGAACUCCGAGAGAUUUGUCUGGACAAAUGCAAAGCCACUCGCACCAAUUUCCGGCUACUGGGCGGAAUCCUUGCCAGCCAUAGACUCGCCACUCUGUGCAGUUAUUGAUCCACUUCGAGACUUUCGAUGGCAUGCCCUGCGAUGUGGUGGCCCAGAGACUGCAGCAUUUUUGUGCGAACUAAGCGUGCCGAGCUGGGCGUCCGAUUGCGCAAUCACAGCCAUGCCAUCGCUCACGAUCCAGUACAUGUCGGACAGUGGCACGGUCCAAUUAUCCCGUGACUGCGGCGACGAGGGAGGACGUCACAUGACGUGCAAAGGAAAGCAGGAUAGGGACACAAUACUGAAGCAAUUAAUAUGUACGGACGAGAAUGCUGUGGAAAUGUCCGUGAAUAAUCUAAUUAUGCCCGACGAUAAUGUCUCAGCCGCAAAGUCGAUUAAUCAUGAGGUGACUUCGGCUAAGGAGAUGGAGAAUGCAGAGUCAGAUAACACGGAGGACAACAAUAUCGACUUGGCGCUGAGCAGACUCGAUUCAGCCACGGGAAAUGACAAUAAUCUCGUAAAGAUUACCCUUGAGGACUUGAUGGUCGGCGACCAGCCAAUUGAUGAGCCUCAGACACUGCUCACGGAUGAAGUGACCAAGACGCCGUCGCAGAAGAAGGUGUUGCCAAUGGAGAAGAAGCCCUUCACCGGCAAGAGGAUGCGCGGCAGAAAUCCUCUGGAUGACAUGAUGAUGGGUGAUCAGGCUGUUGCCGAUGCAACCACUCCGGAAGUCUUGCCGCACGUGAAGAAGAUGCUUCAGCAGGACCUCAAGCUCAAGGAUCUGCCCGCUGUGGAGGACACCAGUCUUCCGCCAGAGUCUUCGGACGUCACUGAGAAAAUCAUCGCUCCCUCUACCUUCAUUCCCGCCACGGAGACCAGCGAGUCUGCGGACACAGUGAUACUCUCCACCACCACAAUGGCCACCUCUGUUGAACCCCACAAGGACACCACAGAGCUUCCGGCGAAUGAAACCACCACUGAGCAUGAAGCGCUCGUCACCGUUUCCAUCACGAACGACAUCGUGCCGCCGGUUGGAGGACAGGCGAGCUCAACGGACGAGGGCACAGGGAAGAACAUCAUUCAUCCGCUGCACAUCUCGUCAGACUCCUCGAAGCAAGCCAGUGGCUUCGUGAAGCCUCACCGGAAGGACGACUCGCCACAGGUCUCGCCCGAUGACCACUUCAUCCCGCCCAUGCUGCUCGUGAAGGCUAAGUUCACGGCCACGUCCACGAGGUCACACUUGGAAGUGGCCACAGAGUCGCCCAACAGCACGCUGAACUCCUCCGACGGCAGCCAAACGGACAAGGCGGCAGAGGAGGUCCCGACUCCUGCCAGGGACAAUGCAACAGACACGGAGAGCAGGGAUGAGACAUCGACUGUUGGUGAGUUGCCAUCCUCAUCACCCACGGUGUCCCCGCCCGUGAACAAUGGCGCAAUCACCGACAAGGCGGAAUUAAUUCAGGAAGUCACCACAUCUGCCCCAUCCUCGAGGCAGCCACCGUCUGACACCAGCGAGGGUGGGAAGGGCGCAACCGCCGAGGACGCAACCUCGCAGGCUGACAAAUCGUCUUCCGCGGCGGAGCUGGAGACUACGCUCUCGCCGUCCAGCAGCAGCUUCCUCCUGGCCCAGCGGCGUCUCGACUACGAGAACAGCUUUUCCAACAUCGAAAACUACCAACCCUACCGGCCCAACCGUCGGCGAUCGCUCACGAAGCCCGACUCCGUGUCGUACUUGAAGAAGAUCCUCGGCUAA